This is a messenger RNA of Ananas comosus (pineapple), 3765 nucleotides long. RefSeq lists its product as uncharacterized. Lineage: Eukaryota; Viridiplantae; Streptophyta; Magnoliopsida; Poales; Bromeliaceae. The record is from RefSeq and is a predicted model, not a curated record. Bases 1 to 3765 code for a protein of 1254 amino acids. Gene Ontology annotation, molecular function: DNA helicase activity. Gene Ontology annotation, biological process: DNA repair; telomere maintenance. The transcript is spliced from 3 exons.
AUGGAUUCUCUGCUUCCUGUUAAUGGACAACGGCCCAAAUUUGCUCAAUUGUAUGUUUAUGAUACGGAAAAUGAAAUCGAUAAUAGAAUGAGAGUACUGAAUCCCUCUGAUGAACUUAAAACUAUUGAUAGAAAAAUUGUUGGGCAAAUUAUAGAAAUGUUCGAUCGUGUAAAUGAGAUAGUGAAAUCAUUUAGGAUGGCAAGGGAUCGCUUCAAAGAAAAUGAUUUUCUACCUAUACGAUUAAAGUUGAUCGGCACACGUGCUGACAAAACUCAGUACAAACCCCCUUCGUGUUCUAAGAUUGCUGGAUUAAUAGUUGGUGAUUUUGGUAGUGCUGAUCGUCAAAGAGAUAUUGUUGUUGAACAUAAAAUAGAAGGAUUAAAACGGAUUAGUGAUUUACAUCCUUCUUUCAUGGCUAUGCAGUAUCCUAUAUUGUUUCCUUACAGAGAAGAUGGUUUUCUGAUAGGAAUGAAAUAUAAUAGUGAUUCACAAAGAAUAAUUGGCUCUAGAAAAAAUAUUACAAUGCGAGAAUUUUAUUCUUACAGAAUCCAAAAUAGGAUAGCUGAGGGCAAAACACUACUAAGAGGAGGUAGACUUUUCCAACAAUAUUUGGUUGAUACAUUCUCAUGUAUUGAAGAAGACCGUCUUGAUUAUAUAAGGAGAAACCAGGCAGAUUUGCGGAUAGAGAUUUAUAAAGGAAUUAAGGAUGCUGUUGUUGCAGGUGAUGUUGAUGGUAAUACUAUUGGACAAAAAGCAGAAGAUCGACCUGAUAUUGUGAGUAGAGUUUUCAGAAUGAAAGUCGAAUCGCUAAUGAAUGAUAUUAAAAAAGGAAACUACUUUGGAAAAACUAUAGCUGAUUUAUAUACAAUUGAAUUCCAGAAAAUAGGCCUUCCUCAUGUGCACAUUUUAGUUUGGUUACAUCCAGAUCAUAAGUUUCCAACAGUUGCAGAUAUAGAUUUGAUUAUUUCUGCCGAAAUACCAGAUAGAGAUAUUGAUCCAACUGGAUAUGUUGUUGUUUCCAAGUUUAUGAUACAUGGACCAUGUGGCUCUGCAAAUCUUAAAGCACCAUGUAUGGGUAAAGGUCGAUGUUCAAAAUAUUUUCCCAGGGAAUUUAGAAAUGAAACAAUUGUAGAUAAAAACGGAUUUGCUAUUUAUAGACGAAGAAAUAGCGGAAGAUUUGUGACAAAGAACGGCAUUAAUCUCGACAACAGAUAUGUGGUGCCGCACUGUUUACCUUUGAUAGUUAAAUAUCAGGCUCAUAUUAAUAUUGAGUGGUGCAACAAGUCAAGAUUAAUCAAAUAUUUGUUUAAGUACAUAAACAAGGGUCCAGAUCGAACUAGAGCUAUAAUAGAAGACAAUUAUUUGUCCAACAGCAACAAUUCUAUCAGACAAUAUGAGCAAGUUGAUGAGAUUAAAAGGUAUUUAGACUGUAGGUAUUUAUCAGCAUACGAAGCAGUUUGGAGACUAUACCAGUUUGAUAUACAUUCUAAACAACCUACAGUUGAGCGGUUGGCUUUACAUUUGCCGUUGAUGAAUAAUGUGACAUAUCAUGGAAGUCAAAACUUAGUUGAUGUUCUAGAUCGAUGCAAUGUCGAGAAAACAAUGUUUACUGAGUGGAUGGUAACAAAUGCAACCUAUGAUGAUGCCUGUGAACUAACUUAUGCAGAAUUUCCUACUAAAUGGGUUUGGCAUUCAACCGAAAAAAUAUGGACAAGACGUAAAAAAGGAAAUCGAAUUGGAAGAAUUAUUUAUAUUCAUCCAAAUGCAGGUGAACUUUAUUUUCUAAGAAUGCUUCUAAAUAAAGUUAAAGGGUCGAGAAAUUAUACUGAAAUUAGAACUAUCGACGGUGUUGUGUAUGAAACUUAUCGAGCAGCGUGUGAUGCACUUGGUUUGCUUUGUAAUGAUAUGGAAUGGCGACAAGCAUUAGAGGAAGCAUCUCAUUGGUCUUCAGCUGCUGAUUUAAGACAACUUUUUGUUACCUUGAUCAUAUUUUGUGAGGUAGCUGAUCCUGUAAAAUUGUGGAAUGAUUUUUGGAAACUCUUUGCGGAUGAUAUUUUAUAUAGAUUAAAGGCAGUAUUGGAAGUUUGCGAACUGCGAAUACCAGAAUUACAAUUACAAAACUACAUUUUAUUUGAGUUAGAAGUGUUGUUCAACAAAAAUUGUAGCUCACUUUCACAAUUUAACCUUCCAAUUCCAAAUAGAUUAAUUUUGGAGGAUAUGAAUAACAAGUUGUUGCGAGAGGAAUUGGAUUACGAUGCAAAUGCUUUGGAAUCUGAACAUGCGGCAUUAUCAAAGGGAUUGAAUGAAGAACAAAAGACUAUAUAUAAUUCUAUUUUGACUUCUAUAUACGAAGAUAGAGGAGAAGUGAUUUUUGUAUAUGGACAUGGUGGGACAGGAAAAACUUAUCUAUGGCAGACAAUAAUCUCUAAACUUCGUUCGGAAGGUAAAAUAGUUUUGGCUGUUGCUUCAUCUGGAAUUGCCUCGCUUCUACUUCCUGGCGGACGAACAACACAUUCACGAUUCAAAAUACCUUUAAAAAUUGAUGAAUUCUCAACAUGUGAAAUUAAAAAAGGAACACAGCUUGCGAAGUUGCUUCACCAUACCAGCUUAAUUAUAUGGGAUGAAGCACCAAUGAACCAUCGAAAUUGUUUCGAAGCUUUGGAUAGGUCAUUAAGAGAUAUCUUACAAUCAGAUGAUGGAAAUAUUGAACAAAAGUUAUUUGGCGGUAAAACUAUUGUCUUUGGAGGUGAUUUUCGACAAAUACUUCCUGUUAUUAUUGGCGGGACAAGGCAGGACAUAGUUAAUGCAUCUAUCAGUAAGUCAUACAUUUGGGAUGUCUGUAAAAUUUUUCGGCUCUCUACAAAUAUGAGAUUGUUAAAAUGUCCAUCAGAUGAGAUAUCCAAAGAAGAAUCAGUAACUUUUGCCAAAUGGAUACUAGAUUUAGGAGAUGGAAAAUUGGAUACCAUUAAAUUAGACAAUGAAGAAGAGGCUACUUGGAUCAAGAUUCCAGAUGAUAUGCUUAUAAAAGAUAGUGGAGAUGGUAUUAAAGAUAUUGUUUCUGCUGUAUAUGAUGACAUCCAACAAAACUACAAUGAUGCCACAUACUUAAGAGAUAGAGCUAUUUUUACACCUGUGAAUGAAACAGCCGAUGAAAUAAACAAAUAUGUCUUAUUUUUACUACCAGAUGAAGAUAAAGUUUACAUGAGUUCUGAUUCGAUUUGUAAGUCGACGACAAAUGCUGAUGACAAUGAUGUUCUGUACCCUGUAGAUUUUUUGAACUCUUUAAAGUUUAAUGGCGUGCCUCAUCACGAACUCCAUUUGAAAAUUGGAGCCCCGAUAAUGUUGUUACGCAAUAUCAAUCAAAGUGCAGGCCUGUGUAAUGGCACUCGACUAAUUAUUACUCAGUUGGCGUCGAGGGUUAUUGAGGCUCAGAUAUUCACUGGAAAUCAUGCUGGUGAAAAAGUUUAUAUCCCUCGCAUUAUAAUGCAUGUGACGGAAACAAAGUGGCCUUUUACAUUGAAAAGAAGACAAUUUCCAAUUCGUUUAUGUUAUGCUAUGACAAUCAACAAAAGUCAAGGGCAAACAUUGGAAAAAGUAGGUCUUUAUCUGCCAAGAUCGGUAUUCUCGCAUGGACAGCUUUAUGUUGGAGUUUCUCGAGUCACCUCGCGUAAAGGAUUACGAAUUUUAGUUGAAACUAAAGAAGAAAGUUUGAAAGGAUAUACACAGAAUAUUGUUUAUAGUGAAAUUUUUGAUGAUCUAAACUAA